UGUGUGAGAGAGAGAGAAAGAGAGAGAGAGAGAGAGAGAGCAGCUGCAGCGGCAAGAGGAGCUCGCGCGCGUCCCACGGCAUAUUCACUAAAGACACCCAUAUCACCCGAAACAAGCGCGAUUUAAACAUGGUCGACCGCGAGCAGCUGGUCCAGAAAGCCCGGCUGUCCGAGCAGGCUGAGAGAUAUGACGAUAUGGCUUCUGCCAUGAAAUCGGUAACUGAGCUGAACGAGGCCCUUUCCAACGAGGAGAGGAACCUGCUGUCCGUGGCCUACAAGAACGUGGUCGGCGCUCGGCGUUCGUCCUGGCGCGUGAUCUCCAGCAUCGAGCAGAAGACCUCGGCGGAUGGCAACGAGAAAAAGAUCGAGAUGGUUCGCGCCUACCGUGAGAAGAUCGAGAAGGAGCUGGAGACCGUGUGCCAAGACGUGCUCAACCUCCUCGAUAACUUCCUGAUCAAGAACUGCGGAGACGUCCAGCACGAGAGCAAAGUGUUUUACCUGAAGAUGAAGGGCGAUUACUACCGUUAUCUGGCGGAGGUGGCCACCGGCGAGAAGAAAGCAGGAGUGGUCGAGUCUUCCGAGAAGUCCUACAGCGAAGCCCAUGAGAUCAGCAAAGAGCACAUGCAGCCCACACACCCCAUUCGCCUGGGUUUGGCGCUCAAUUACUCUGUGUUCUACUACGAGAUCCAGAACGCGCCCGAGCAAGCCUGCCAUCUCGCCAAAACGGCUUUCGACGACGCCAUCGCCGAGUUAGACACCCUGAACGAGGACUCCUACAAAGACUCGACCCUCAUCAUGCAACUCCUGCGAGACAACCUGACGCUCUGGACGAGCGAUCAACAAGACGACGAGGCAGGCGAAGCCAACAAUUAAACACUGAAGAAAAGAGAAGAUCUUUUGAGACCCUUUUCCUCUCGGCCGUAAUGUACAACACGCGAGCUCACACUAUAAAGAAAAACAAACAAAACAAAAAAAAUCACAAAAUGGAGGCAUUAUGGAAACGUGUCGGCCACGUAGUCGCAGCAGGUUUCUUUAUUUCCCGCUGAAUUACGAUUUAGAGAAAUAUGCUAGUUAAAAAGAUUGGUAUGCCUCAAAAAACGUAAAAACAAAUAAAAUAAUAAUAA
This is a messenger RNA of Rhinichthys klamathensis goyatoka, 1123 nucleotides long. RefSeq names its product 3-monooxygenase/tryptophan 5-monooxygenase activation protein, gamma polypeptide 1 (gene ywhag1). Gene Ontology annotation, molecular function: protein kinase C binding. Gene Ontology annotation, biological process: signal transduction. Gene Ontology annotation, cellular component: cytoplasm. The coding region runs from base 129 to 872 and encodes 247 amino acids. Lineage: Eukaryota; Metazoa; Chordata; Actinopteri; Cypriniformes; Leuciscidae. The transcript is spliced from 2 exons. The record is from RefSeq and is a predicted model, not a curated record.